This is a messenger RNA of Amphimedon queenslandica, 422 nucleotides long. RefSeq names its product U6 snRNA phosphodiesterase-like. The annotation marks the transcript as partial. Gene Ontology annotation, molecular function: 3'-5'-RNA exonuclease activity. Gene Ontology annotation, biological process: U6 snRNA 3'-end processing. Gene Ontology annotation, cellular component: nucleus. The record is from RefSeq and is a predicted model, not a curated record. The transcript has 4 exons. Lineage: Eukaryota; Metazoa; Porifera; Demospongiae; Haplosclerida; Niphatidae.
AUAGAUCAUUGCAUUUGGUUAGCUAUUCUUCAUCUAGUGACAGCUCAGGCAGUGAAGAAACUCCACCAGUAAUUAAGAAAUAUAAAGAAAAUUCUUCCAAACCUUUAGAGUUACCUGGUGCCAUUGCUAACAUGUUCAGUGAAGGUGAUCAUAUUGAUGUAGCUGAAGAUCAUGAUGGAAGGAAAAGAUCAUUUGCUCACGUUAGAGGGAAUUGGCCUACAUACGUAUACAUACCAAUUACAUUUUCUGAUGGGUUCAACAAUGUAAUAGAGUCUUUCUUAAAGAAGUCUUUACAAGAUGUGAUACCGUUCCAGUCUGAACUACAUCUCAGUCUCUCACGUACUGUACCAAUACAGUAUCACUGGAUACAACCACUCACUGCAUCUCUGAUGGAAUCAAUCACCAAUAAUCAUAAAAGGUUU